Messenger RNA from Ipomoea triloba (trilobed morning glory), 759 nucleotides. RefSeq lists its product as uncharacterized. Gene Ontology annotation, molecular function: nucleic acid binding; zinc ion binding. Lineage: Eukaryota; Viridiplantae; Streptophyta; Magnoliopsida; Solanales; Convolvulaceae. The transcript has a single exon. The record is from RefSeq and is a predicted model, not a curated record. The coding region runs from base 1 to 759 and encodes 252 amino acids.
AUGGAUGAAGCCAAUAUCAAUCCAGAAUAUCCUGUGAGCAAGGUUACGAAAGCUGAAAAAGAACGAUUGCGAAGGCCGUGGUGGCGUUCGCUAAUUAUCCAUGUACUGGGUCAAUCAGUGGGAUAUUCUUAUCUCCUUCGAAGGCUUCAAGUCCUCUGGAAACCUGAAGAACAAAUGGAACUGAUUGCUCUUGCCCAUGACUAUUUUCUUGUCAAAUUUGAUUCUCAACGGGAUCUUGAUUUUGCAAGAUUCGAAGGCCCCUGGAUAAUCAUGGGGCAUUACCUUGUUGUGCAGGAAUGGACUCCUAAUUUUGAUCCGACUGAGAACAAGACAGAGAAGCUAACAGUGUGGCUAUGGUUGCCAGCGAUCCCUAUUGAGUACUUUGAUGAAGAUUUCCUCAAGAAGAUAGGCAAACAAAUCGGUCGGCCAAUCAAGAUAGAUGACACUACGAGUUUGGUUUCUAAAGGUAAAUUUGCCCGCGUUUGUGUAGAGAUUGAUGUCACAAAGCCUUUAGUGGCGAAGUUCAACUUCUUGCAGAAGCUCUGGCCGAUUAAAUAUGAUGGGAUCCACCUUGUAUGCUUCAAGUGUGGAUUGUAUGGUCACCGACGUGAACAAUGUGGAGUGACAGCAAGUCCAGAAGCAAACUCUAAGCCAAGACAUGAACCUGAGAAUGGUGAUGCUGGAGGGAAGGAUAACACCACUACCUCAACUGCUCCAUUGAGAGUCAAAACACCUAUGGUGAACCCUCAUGUGACUUAG